Messenger RNA from Gaeumannomyces tritici R3-111a-1, 2328 nucleotides. RefSeq lists its product as hypothetical. The coding region runs from base 675 to 1475 and encodes 266 amino acids. The transcript has a single exon. The record is from RefSeq and is a predicted model, not a curated record. NCBI's taxonomy places the organism in Eukaryota, Fungi, Ascomycota, Sordariomycetes, Magnaporthales, Magnaporthaceae.
GAGGAGGAGGAGGAGGAGGAGGCGUACUUGGACGGGGGCUGGAGGGUGAUGGCUGGCGACGACAUUUUGGCUGUGGGCAGGAGGACAGCUGAAACAGGUUCCGAGGCUCGAGACUUGGUUUGAGCAGAGCAGGGGAAAAUUAAUGAAUUAAUUGGGUUGCGAAGUGAAUAGCGAGGCGUCGGUGUUUUGCAGAGUGAGUCUUGCGCUUGGGGUUUAGAGAGGAGACAGGAGUCGAGUAGGGGGGUCCAAUUGACCGAAGCGAUCUGCGCCUGGACCCUGCGUAUCGUGUCGCAGCUUCCCAGGCAUCUCCAACACCCCUGUUGCCAAGCAGAAGCUUCGAGCUGGAGCUACCUCCAAAUCGCGUUGCCCAAAUACAAAAUUGGCAGGGGAUACUGGCAUUCCAGCAGCAAAACAAACUGAAUUGGCCACAGUUGGGGGAACAUGCGCGCUUUCAGUGAAGCUCUAGCUAAUCCAACGCGUGUAUGAAUAGAUGACAAGCUACCAGUGGGCUUACACAAAUCCUACCGUCCAUUUGAUACACGCCCAAUGCAUCCGCUAAAGUACCGCGCGGCAUGCCCCACCACAGAUGUUCAUUGUCCGUUGGUUCCGACUCGAGAUGAUACACCUGCUACCGUUUGUCAAGACCGCUCAAGGACUUAAACCAACGUUCCCACAUGGCCGUGCUGCUGCUUCUGUGUUAUCUAUUCAGCCCCCAUCGGCCGAUUUCGGACAUGGACACCCCUCCAACCUAUGAACAUGAGCAACGCCUCCGGGCCAUCCUCUUGGAGAAGACAUGGGUGGGGUUCGACCUUGACGACACCCUGCACGAAUUCCGCCGCGCCUCCUCUGCCGCCACCGCAACCGUCUUUUCAAAAAUAACUGAGCGGCAUGGAGUCCCCGCGCCUGCCUUGAAAGAGGAGUACUCCAAGAUCCUCCGAAAAGGAACAGCGAACGCCUUCUCCGACGGAAAGACGUCCUUCGACUACCGGAAGGAGCGGUUCUCGCUGCUGGAGCACUUCUCGCUCCCCCACGACACGGAGUUUAUGGACGGUCUCCUGACCUCCUACGAAGCCACCCUGGUGGCGUCUCUCGAGUUAAAAUGCGGUGCGCUAAGCCUCCUAUCGACUAUCAAAAAUCUUGGCAAAAAGAUUGUCGUUAUCACCGAAGGCCCACAGGAUGCUCAGGAGCGGACGGUCGAAGCUCUCGGGAUCGCCGGCUACGUCGACUUCCUCGCCACGACAAACCGCUUCGGGGUAUCCAAGGUGGACGGCUUGUUCGGGAAGGUCCUGCAGCACCUGGGCGUGGGCUCUGGCGAUAUUGCAUAUAUUGGCGACAGCGACGAAAGGGAUAUGAAGCCCGCCAUGGUUGAUGGUAUCUUCUCGGUUCAUCUUGCGGAAGCGAAGAACGUGUCUUUGAUCUCGUCUCCGCCGCGAAUCAACACGCUGAAAACACUGCAAAUGAUGCUCUCUGGAUGAUCGGGGCGGACUGUCGUCGAUGGAGGGGGCCUUGGGGAUGAGGGCCUAAGAGGCUCCCCUAUUUUCUUGGUCUGCGACGAAGCAGGACGUCCCCCCACCCGCGGAGUGCGUUCCACGCCAUAACGCAAUGAUAUCAUCCCUAUAACUGUGAUUUAAACAAGCGAACACGAAUGGUACCAAAAGCGCCAAAAGCUGCACAGCCACCAUGAGAAAGAAUGUAGCGACGAGGGCGUUUAUUGAGCAACUCAACCAAGGGGACGCCGCCGUCCGGGGCCGACGUCGAAGAGGAGAAGGCAUACCUGGACGUGGCCGGAGGGUGAUGGCUGUUUCCGGGGGACCGUGACAUAUAAAAUUAAAGCGCUGUACCGGGUAGGCAAAGUAGUACUUUACUGGCCGCCACAGUGCUCACUCAUUUUUAAUUUCGAACCAUCUCGAGGCAAAGUCCGAUAUCAGCUUGGAAAUCCCCCACACAGCGCCAUACACACCUCCGGCGGCGGCGGCGGCGGUUCUUGAACACACGGGCCGCCCCAGGCUUCCAGCCAUCGUCGCAAAAGUGUAACCACAGAGGGCGUCCCACCCAAUAAUCUGUAAAUAUCGGAUUAGAAGGGUGACAAGCAUGCGCGCCUUGCCUAUCUUUUUAUAUUCUUUCCCGCUUGGUGUUAUUUCUGUGGUUGUUUUGUCAAAGCAUGUGGAUCCGGAUACGUUAGGUCUUUCCUUUUUUCCACGGGAAAUUUGCAUAAAUAUUUCAAGCGCUGAGCGUUGCGUCGAGAUCUUGGUCUACCAGGAAGCGCGUUUACCUGGGUGAUGAUAGGAAAGUAAAGUAAUCUUGCAUGACUUACUGAUUCUUAUCGCU